Molecule: messenger RNA, 759 nt
Organism: Synchytrium microbalum
Lineage: Eukaryota; Fungi; Chytridiomycota; Chytridiomycetes; Synchytriales; Synchytriaceae
Exons: 7
Coding region: 1-759 (252 amino acids)
Biological process (GO): Golgi vesicle transport; intracellular protein transport
Cellular component (GO): membrane
Molecular function (GO): SNAP receptor activity
Source: RefSeq, a predicted model, not a curated record
AUGUCUGAAGAUCCAUUUUUCGCAGUCAAAGAUGAAGUAGAGGCUUCUCUCAAUAAUGCAAACAAGCUAUACCAGCAAUGGUCACGGCUCGUAGACUCCGGAUCGUCCAAUAGCGACGAGGUCCGGUGGAAGGUCGACGAGCUUCGAAGUGCACUGCAGAGCAUCGAAUUGGAUUUACACGAUUUGGAAGGCAAGCUCGCUUGGAAUACAAUCAAGGUGGUGGAAGUCAACCCAUCAAAGUUUCGACUGGAUGCUCGAGAAGUCGGCAAUCGUAAAGACUUUAUAACGAGGACACGACGAGCUAUACAUGAACUGAGGAGUAACUUGAAUGAUCGACAAUCGAAAAAACCAAAUCAGAGGACUGAUGAUCGAUCUGCAUUACUCGCAUCCCGCACAAACACAGAUAGAUUCGGCAGGACACAAGAGGACUACAAAAUGUCGAAUCAGAGACACGUCGAUCGAGAGCAACAAGCUCAAUCAACUAUUAUGGCUGAGCAAGAAGAUCAGAUGGGAGAUGUGUUACAUACUGUUACUAAUUUAAAGGAUGUGGCUGUUGUUAUGGGCAAGGAGUUAGAUGACCAGACUAGGCUAUUGGAGGAUCUAGAUACAAGUGUGGAUAACACGCAGGGUCGAUUAAGAUCUGCUUAUAAACGAAUGGACGAGUUCAUAAAAGCUAAUGCUGAUCCAAAGCAACAAUGCGCUAUCUGUGGCCUGAUCAUUAUUCUUAUUAUAUUACUCGUAAUAGUCGUUUCUUUCUGA